This is a messenger RNA of Paramuricea clavata, 693 nucleotides long. The record is from the annotation of a GenBank genome assembly. Lineage: Eukaryota; Metazoa; Cnidaria; Anthozoa; Malacalcyonacea; Plexauridae.
AUGUGGGAAUGCAAAAUCAAUCGAGAGCUGAGACACGACGAAGAAAUAAAGGAAUACUUUGACAACUAUGACCUUAUGGAUCCUUUGGAGCUACGUCAUGCAUUUUAUGGUGGGCGAACCAACGCAACGAAACUUUUUCAUGAGUGUAAGGAUGAUGAGGAGAUUAGGUAUGUUCGGGAAAAAAAGGGAUAGGGUACCCUAGGGUGUAAAACCACAAACUAAUGCACUAAUUUUCUUAGGUAUACCGACUUUACCAGUCUUCAUCCGUGGUGUAACAAGAUGACCCGGACGGUUAUUGGUCACCCUCGUGUUAUCACUGAGAAUUUCGGGGAUAUUUCCACUUACUUCGGAUUGAUUAACUGCACGGUACUUCCACCUCCACGACUUUUUCACCCCGUUCUUCCCUACCGUACCCAAGGCAAGUUAAUGUUCCCUUUGUGUAAAUCGUGUGCAGACAUGUGCAAUCAGAGCCCCUGUACCCAUUCCGAGCGCGAAAGAGCCAUUCAGGGAACGUGGUGUAGCGUUGAAUUGGAGAAAGCCCUGGAAAAGGGUUAUAGUAUCCUGCAAAUGCACGAAGUGUGGCAUUUUCCCGAAACCUCUGUUAACCUGUUCAAAGACUAUGUGAAUACCUUCCUGAAAAUUAAACAGGAAUCCAGUGGGUACCGACUUUACCAGUCUUCAUCCGUGGUGUAA